AUGGUUAAUGAAUCGAUUUUGAAGCCUGAGCUGGAUGAUUUAAACGUAGAGAAGCAUAGUACCGAUGUAAUUACCGAAGAACCCGAAAAUCUUGGUGAUAAUGUGGAAGGAGAGUCAUCAUCUCCUUCUGAGCCUAAAUGGCUGCAACAAGAUGAACCUGUAGCUUUGUGGGUGAAGUGGAGAGGGAAAUGGCAAGCUGGAAUCAGAUGCGCGAAAGCAGAUUGGCCAUUGACAACUUUGAGAGGGAAACCAACUCAUGAUAGAAAAAAGUACUAUGUGAUAUUUUUCCCACAUACAAAGAACUACUCGUGGGCGGAUAUGCAGCUUGUUAGGACCAUCUAUGAGUUCCCUGAUCCUAUUGCAUAUAAGUCACACAAAGUUGGAGUUAAAUUGGUUAAAGAUUUAACUGUCGCUCGCCGCAACAUUAUGCGGAAGCUUACCAUUGGAAUGCUCAAUAUAGUUGACCAGUUCCACUCAGAGGUUGUUGUUGAGUCAGGUAACGAUAUAAUAUUCUGGAAAGAGUUUGCAAUGGAAGCUUCUAGAAGCACAUGUUAUCAAGAUCUUGGAAGAAUGCUUGUGAAGCUUCAUAGUAUGAUAUUGCAACGAUACAUUGAUCCAAACUGGCUAGAAAGCUCGUAUCCUACAUGGGUACAAAAAUGUAAUGAAGCAGUGAACGCCGAGAGCAUUGAGUUGCUGAAGGAGGAAUUUGACAAUUGUAUCCAGUGGAACCAAGUCAAAUCCAUUUCUGAUCCUCAGAUGCAACUAAUGGUGUUGUCAGAAUGGAAAACGUGGAAGCAUGACGUCACAAAAUGGUUCUCGAUAUCUCGCCGUAGCGUUGCAGAAAUAGCACAGGAGGAGAGUAGUAAAAGCAUCUUCAACUCAGAUGUCCAGGCCAGCCGUAAAAGACCAAAACUCGAGAUUCGACGUGCAGAAACAACAAAUGCAUCAUCACAGAUGGAAUCUGCAAUUGACUCGGAGUUUUUUGGUUCACAAGACAACACAAAUACUCCUGCGGUUGUGAUGAAAGAUGAAGAAGUAAUAAUAAACACACCAGUGAAUGGCACGGACCUGUGGGAUGGCAUUGUUGUUGAAGCGAGCGGUUCACAACAGCUUGUGAAAACAAGAGAGACGAAUGAUUUGUCUCAUUCACAAGUCAUGAACAUAAACGAAUCAGCUGUGAAGAAACCAUUUGGUUCGGGGAACAAGAGUCAGCAGUGUACAGCUUUCAUUGAAUCAAAAGGAAGACAAUGUGUGAGGUGGGCUAAUGAGGGUGAUAUUUACUGUUGUGUGCAUUUAGCUUCACGUUUCGUUACGAAAGCUAUAAAGAACGAGGCAUCUCCUGCGGCUGAAGCACCCAUGUGUGGAGGAGUUACUGUUCUCGGUACGAAAUGCAAACACAGAUCUCUACCUGGAAUGUUGUACUGCAAGAAACACCGUCCUCACACAGAGAUGGUGAUGACACCUGAUAACUCCUCAUCUCAUCUGGUUAAAAGAAAGGCAGCGGAGAUGAUGUCAUCCUUAGAAACAACUCAGUAUCAUCAAGAUGUGGUGCCUCCUUUUGGAGAGAUAGAGGGAAGUGUUGUGCCCAAUGGAACUACUAGCUUCACUGAGAUGCUUGAACAUUGUAGCAGCAAUGAGGAAAACUUGUGUGUGGGUUCUUGCUCAGAGACCAGCUAUGUUCCUUGCAAUGAAUUCGCGACAAAGCACACGUUAUACUGCGAACAGCAUCUUCCUAACUGGCUCAAGCGUGCGAGGAAUGGAAAGAGUCGGAUAAUAUCAAAAGAAGUGUUUGUAGAUCUUCUAAGGAGUUGUUCAUCGCGUGAGGAGAAGUUGCCUCUACAUCAAGCUUGUGAUGUUUUCUACAAGCUCUUCAAAAGUCUCUUAUCUUUAAGAAACUCUGUCCCAGUGGACCAACAGCUUGAGUGGGCAAUAUUAGAAGCUUCGAGAGACGCUGAUGCUGGAGUUGGGAGUUUCUUGAUGAAGUUAGUAUCCCAUGAAAAGGAGAGAUUAACUAGGAUAUGGGGUUUCAGUGCUUUUGAAGAAGAUGCAUCAAUAUCAGAAUCUCCUAAUCAACUGCUUGCCAUAACCAAUGGAGAAGAAACAAGAGACGAAGAGAAAUGGUCGUUUGUGGGAUUUGCUUGUGCUAUUUGUUUAGAUUCUUUUGUGAAGCCAAAACUUUUGGAAGCUCAUGUGGAGGAGAGACAUCACGUGCAGUUUGCUGAGAAGUGCAUGCUUCUUCAGUGUAUACCUUGUGGCAGCAACUUUGGAGAUAAAGAACAGUUGCUGGUACAUGUUCAAGCUGUGCAUCCUUCUGAGUGCAAGACGUUACCAGUUGCUUCUGAGAGCAAGUUGACUAAUGAUGUCUCUUCUCAAAAUCCUGAAGCAGGAAACUCACAGAUUGUUGUGAGCCAAAACAUAGGUGGUGUACAUAGAUAUAUUUGCAAGUUCUGUGGGUUGAAAUUCAAUUUAUUACCUGACCUUGGUCGUCACCAUCAGGCAGAACACAUGGGACCACCGAAUCUAGUUAGCUCUCGUGGUCCGAAGAAAGGGUUAAGGUUUAAUACCUACAGGAUGAAGUCUGGUAGGCUUAGCCGUCCGAAUAAGUUCAAGAAAAGUCUUGGAGCAGUGUCAUACAGGAUUAGAAACCGAGCUGGUGUAAACAUGAAGAGAAGGAUGCAAGAUUCUAAAUCACUCGGCGCAGAAGCAAAAACUGAACUAUCACCGCCUCCGAGUGAUAGUACAAACUUUGAUAGAUCAGCAGAUGCUCAUUGCUCUGUGGUUUCGAACAUACUGUUCUCAAAGAUUCAGAAAGCGAAACUUCGUCCUAAUAACCAAGAUAUUUUGUCUGCUGCUCGCUCAGCUUGCUGUAAGGUGAGCCUUAAGAACUCAAUGGAGGCUAAGUUCGGGGUUUUGCCUGAGAGAAUCUAUCUCAAGGCAGCGAGGCUCUGUGGCGAGCAUGGUGUACAAGUGAUUUGGCAUCUCGAAGGAUACAUAUGCUCUAACGGAUGUAAGCCUUCUAAAGAACCAACUCUUCUAUCUCCCUUGAUCCCGCGACAAGAGAAUGAUCGAUUGAAGAUAGCUAUAGACGCUGGAGAACCUUCUAAUAACGGGUUGGAAGUGGACGAGUGUCAUUGUAUCAUGGAGGCUCAUCAUUUUAGUAAGAGACCAUUUGGAAAGACUACUGUUUUGUGCAGUGACAUAAGCUUUGGUAAGGAACCAGUUCCCAUAUCUUGUGUUGUGGAUAAGGAGGAUCUUUUAAAUCCCGAAAAGCAGUUUGAGAAGCCUUGGGAAAGUUUUACUUAUGUUACAAAACCAAUGCUUAAUCAUUCAGUGGAUCGUGCAAAGGAGAACGUGCAACUCAGGUGUGGCUGUCUCGGUUCAGUGUGCUCGCCUGUAACUUGUGACCACGUAUACCUUUUCGGCAACGAUUUUGAGGAAGCUAGAGACAUAUAUGGAAAAUCCAUGAGGUGUAGAUUCCCAUAUGAUGAUAAAGAACGAAUCAUUCUGGAGGAGGGUUAUCCUGUUUAUGAAUGCAAUGAGCUCUGUGGAUGCUCUAGAACAUGUCGUAAUCGGGUUUUGCAGAAUGGAAUACGCACUAAACUUGAAGUCUUUAGAACAGAAAACAAGGGAUGGGGAGUACGAGCUUGUGAGCAUAUACUACGUGGCACAUUCGUCUGCCAAUACAUUGGAGAAGUUCUUGAUCAGCAAGAGGCAAAAAAGAGGCGAACUCAGUAUGGAGAAGAUGGUUGCAGCUACAUACAUGAUGUUGAUGCUAACAUCAACGACCUUGGUAGAUUAAUGGAAGGAGAGCAAGAUUAUGUUAUUGAUGCAACUACUCAUGGAAACGUUUCUAGAUUCAUCAACCACAGCUGCUCUCCGAAUCUUAUUACUUACCAAGUUGUUGUGGAAAGCAUGGAGUCCACUCUUGCUCAUAUCGGUUUAUACGCCAGUAAAGAUAUAGCUGCAGGAGAUGAGAUCACGCGAGACUAUGGACGCAGACCGGUAACAUCGGGACAAGAAAAUGAACAUUCAUCAUGCCAUUGUAAAGCUACAAAUUGCAGAGGUCGUUUCUGUUAAAGACUUUUAUGUCAUUCUUUGCAGAUUUGUUUCAAUAGUUCAUUUCAAGCUUCUACUUUUUUUUUUUUUUUUACCAUUGGAUGUUUAGACAGCUUCGGACUAUUUGAUUCUGCAAGUUUUUUUUUCAGUAUUCC
Eruca vesicaria subsp. sativa (arugula) is the source of this 4211-nucleotide messenger RNA. The record is from the annotation of a GenBank genome assembly. NCBI's taxonomy places the organism in Eukaryota, Viridiplantae, Streptophyta, Magnoliopsida, Brassicales, Brassicaceae.